This is a messenger RNA of Penicillium angulare, 354 nucleotides long. RefSeq lists its product as uncharacterized. The coding region runs from base 1 to 354 and encodes 117 amino acids. NCBI's taxonomy places the organism in Eukaryota, Fungi, Ascomycota, Eurotiomycetes, Eurotiales, Aspergillaceae. The transcript has 3 exons. The record is from RefSeq and is a predicted model, not a curated record.
AUGAUCGCCUCAAAUAUCUUCGGACCGGCCAUUGUCGCCCUUGGCUUUUCAUCUUCAGCCCUGGCAUGUGUUAAUUUCAAGGGGAGCACAAACAGCGAUAUCACUGUAACCGAUGGUGAUACCACAACUUGUUCGGAUUCGAUCACUACUGGAGAUAAAGAUGCCGAUUGUAUUUCCGGUUAUUCUUUGAACUACGACUGGUCGGAUAACGAUGGUACCGGUAUGCCAGUAACUUACUGCAACCCGAGUGAAUGUUGGUCUAUUACUAUUCCGUAUGACAACACUGAAUCAGCUUGUACUGAGGGCAUCUGCGGCGGCAUCUACGACUUUGACUAUUCGACUUUUGGCUGUUAA